Molecule: messenger RNA, 819 nt
Organism: Adineta ricciae
Lineage: Eukaryota; Metazoa; Rotifera; Eurotatoria; Adinetida; Adinetidae
Source: the annotation of a GenBank genome assembly
AUGCAUUUAUUGACGCAAAUCGCCAUGUCUCAACCAACGAAAUCCAGUCUACGAAAGCAGCCAAAACGUGAACGAGAGUCUCGUAUUGUUGUGACUUCCGAUGCACCACUGCGAAAACCAUUACUAUCUAGUAACGAUUAUCAAGCUCCAUUGACUGCACAUGCAUUACCUCCAACGUCAAAAUGGUUGAUCGUUCGUAACAAUAUUCAUAAGAUUCGAAGUUGGGGAAUGAUUCGACGAAUAUCUGCGAAUCAACCGUUUCAAGAUUGGUAUUUAUUUUUUCAAAUGAGACGUGAAUUAAAACGUGCCGAAGAUCAGAUUCGUGCUUUACAGUAUCGACCCGACUUCGAACCUGUACAUUAUUUCGAAUUACCAAUCGACGAAAUGCGCGUGCAACGAUACAAUGUUUCACAUGUUCGACCAACCGAUGGAAUUUAUUAUGCUGGUCUCGGUUCUGAACCGAUUGUCCUACAAUAUUUACUUUAUUAUUUCAGUAAAGACUGUCCUGUGCCAUACAAUGGCAUAUUUUAUUCAUUUCUCUUCGAUGUCAACUCUGUAUUAGACACAAACCGUAAACGUAUCAAUCGCGUGGUCGUCUUCCGUAAAUUAGCACUAGUUCUGGCUUUAGCUGUGUCUAUUCUACUUCUGAUUAUGUUUUUCUCGUUGAUUUUAAGCGUUUUAACAACAACAUCAAAUCUAAGAGAAAUGUACCGACAAGAUUACCUGGGUAGAACGAGUCCGAAUGGAACAAACGCGUCUCGAUUGUUCCUAUCAGUGUUUAGAGAUCUCGAUGAUCAUCAAGAUCACGAUCACGAAUAA